Messenger RNA from Hordeum vulgare subsp. vulgare (domesticated barley), 1395 nucleotides. RefSeq names its product patatin-like protein 1. NCBI's taxonomy places the organism in Eukaryota, Viridiplantae, Streptophyta, Magnoliopsida, Poales, Poaceae. Gene Ontology annotation, molecular function: monoacylglycerol lipase activity; glycerophospholipase activity. The coding region runs from base 66 to 1286 and encodes 406 amino acids. The record is from RefSeq and is a predicted model, not a curated record. The transcript has 3 exons. Gene Ontology annotation, biological process: lipid metabolic process.
UCCAGAUUGGAAAGCGCAGGAACAUCAGAGCUCUUUGUUCCAAAUUGUAGCGAAGCUAAUUAAGCAUGUGCAGCGGGGCUGACACGACGAUGCCGUGCCCGCCGCCGUCGCAGGGGCGGCUGAUCACCGUGCUGAGCAUCGACGGCGGCGGCAUCCGCGGUCUCAUCCCCUCCACCAUCCUCGCCUGUCUCGAGUCCAAGCUCCAGGAGCUGGACGGGCCGGACGCGCGCAUCGCGGACUACUUCGACGUGAUCGCCGGGACGAGCACGGGCGCGCUGGUCACGUCGAUGCUGGCCGCGCCCGGCGAGAACAAGCGGCCUCUCUUCGCCGCCAAGGACAUCAACCAGUUCUACCUCGAGAACGGGCCCAAGAUCUUCCCGCAGAGGAGAUGGGGGUUCCUGACCCCGGUGGCGAACCUGUUUGGAGCGGUGAUGGGUCCCAAGUACGACGGUAAGUUCCUGCACGACAAGAUCAAGAACCUCACCAAUGACGUGACCGUCGCCGACACCGUCACCAACAUCAUCGUGCCGACGUUCGACAUCAAGUACCUGCAACCGGUCUUCUUCAACACGUACGAGGCCAAGGUGGACCCGCAAAAGAACGCGCACCUCUCCGACAUCUGCAUCAGCACGUCGGCGGCGCCCACCUACUUCCCGGCGCACCACUUCACCAUCCCCGACCCCCUGGGCAAGAUGCCAGACCGUGAGUACCACCUCAUCGACGGUGGUGUGGCUGCCAACAACCCCACCAUGGUCGCCAUGUCCAUGAUCACCCAGGAAGUGAUGCGCCGGAACCCGGACUUCACGCUCGGCAAGCCCGCCGAGUACGGAAACUACCUCAUCAUCUCUAUCGGCACCGGGACGGCCAAGCAGGCCGAGAAGUACAGCGCGCUCGACUGCGCCAAGUGGGGCGUCCUCCGCUGGCUCAAAGACGGCCGCUUCACCCCGCUUCUCGACAUAUUCUCCCAUGCAAGCGCCGACAUGGUUGACAUCCACGCCACCGUGCUAUUCCAGUCACUCGGCAUCGAGAAGAACUACCUACGCAUCCAGGACGACUCACUCACGGGCCACACGUCCUCGGUGGAUAUCUCCACCAAGGAGAACAUGGAUGCGCUCAUUGGGAUCGGCAACAAGCUGCUCAAGACGAGUGUGGCCCGGGUGAACAUUGACACAGGGAUGUACGAACCAGUUGACGACGAGGGAACCAAUGAAGAAGCGCUCGCUCGCUUCGCCAAGAAGCUCUCCGACGAGCGUAAGCUGCGGCAGACCAACCUCAACUCCCAGUAGGGAAGAGAAAGAUUUGAGAGAGAACAAAGACAAUACAGUGUAAUGCAAUGUAAUGUAAUGUGGGCAAGUCAUUAUAUCUUGAAAUGAAAGGUUUAUCAUUUCUGUGUCA